Messenger RNA from Knipowitschia caucasica, 597 nucleotides. The record is from the annotation of a GenBank genome assembly. NCBI's taxonomy places the organism in Eukaryota, Metazoa, Chordata, Actinopteri, Gobiiformes, Gobiidae.
AUGGCACCUCUGAGGGGCACUCUAGGCUGUGCCCUUCUGGCCCUGCUCCUGGGGAGCAGCAGCGUGGACUUGAGUACUUCCCCUGGCAGUUUUUACCCCCGUUUCAACCCGUUCUUCUUCUUGUGCACCCACCACGGGGAGCUGGAGGGAGGUGGGGUGGCAGAGGGUGGAGGAGAGGUACUGCUUUCCCUCCAAAUCACAGGCAGUCCCACUGCUUACAUUCCGGGACAGGAGUACCAAGUCACCAUCUCCACCAGCGUGUCCUUCGACGGCCUUCUGGUGACUGGCUUGUACACGUCCACUCCAGUCCAGUCUGCUCCCAUCCCCGCUCCGGCUGCCUUUGGCUUCGGAGUUUUGCCAGAACGACAGUUCAGUGGAACCCAGUUUGUGUGCAGCGUGGUCGCAUCUCACGUGAGCCACCAGCCUUCCACCAGUUUUAGUUUUGUUUGGAUCGCUCCGCCGCAGGGAACCGGCUGUGUCAACUUUCUGGCGACUGCUACUCACCGAGGGCAGAUCAUUUUCAAGGAUGCUCUUGCUCAGCAGCUCUGUGAACAGGGCGGUGAGUCACUGUCUCUGUCUCUGUCCAAAUGCACUUAA